Molecule: messenger RNA, 2410 nt
Organism: Daucus carota subsp. sativus
Lineage: Eukaryota; Viridiplantae; Streptophyta; Magnoliopsida; Apiales; Apiaceae
Product: protein root UVB sensitive 1, chloroplastic
Exons: 7
Coding region: 130-1863 (577 amino acids)
Biological process (GO): response to UV-B; developmental process
Cellular component (GO): chloroplast envelope
Source: RefSeq, a predicted model, not a curated record
AAAAUAUACCCUCCUCCCCAAAACCAAGGUUCCCUAAAAUGCAGGCCUGCCAAGAUAUCAAGGAGCGCGAGUCCACUGCAAAACAUUGACUCAUUUUUCAACACAAAAGGACAUGAAAACCUAGCUCCGAUGGACUUCAUUUCCGCACCAUCAUUUUCUCCCGCGAUUUCAUUUCCGCCUCCCCGUCUUUUCAAACCGCCACCACUCACAUCACUCCUCUUCCACCGCCCCCCGCCGUCUCUCCGCCUCCGCAACUCAUCGCUCUCACACUCACAUUCACACACAACUCUUCUCUUCAAUAACCACGGCGGCGGCGGUUUUUUCGGCGGUGGCGGAGAUGACGGCGGCUCUAAUCCCGAUAACCACGGUGAUUCGGAUGAAAACUCUCCUAACCACAAUUAUUCUAUAUUUUUCAUCUGUUCGUCUAUUCAAUUAGCUUCUGCUUAUGCUGCACAAGCAGCUGAUAAUAAUGAUGAUCAAGAGGAUGAUGAAUUUAUGUUGUAUCAAGUCAAGGGAGGAAAUAGAGUUAGGCUAAUACCUGAUUAUUUCAAAGAUGUGUUUCUUAUUCCUGCUACCAAAUUUACCACGUCGGUGUCGUUAGGGAAUGUGUGGUUGCAAUGUCGCUCUUUGUUUAUGCGAUUAAUGCUGCCUGAAGGCUUUCCUGUUAGUGUCACUAGUGACUAUUUGGACUACUCUCUUUGGAGAAGUGUUCAAGGUGUGGCUGCUCAAGUCAGCAGUGUCCUUGCUACUCAGGCUUUGCUUUACGCUGUUGGAUUGGGUAAAGGGGCUAUUCCAACUGCUGCGGCUGUCAAUUGGGUGCUGAAGGAUGGAAUUGGGUAUCUCAGUAAAAUAUUUUUGUCAAAGUUCGGUCGUCAUUUUGAUGUGAAUCCGAAGGGCUGGAGGUUGUUUGCUGACCUGCUAGAAAAUGCUGCGUAUGGAUUAGAGAUUCUUACUCCAGCAUUUCCCCAUUUGUUUGUUCCUAUUGGUGCUGCUGCUGGAGCUGGAAGAUCUGCAGCUGCUCUGAUCCAGGCUGCUACAAGAAGCUGUUUCUAUGCAGGCUUUGCUGCUCAGAGGAAUUUUGCAGAGGUAAUAGCAAAGGGCGAAGCUCAGGGUAUGGUCAGCAAAUUUGUUGGCAUAAUGCUUGGCAUAGCAAUUGCUAACUGCAUACAGUCUUCGACCAGUCUUUCUCUUGCAUCUUUCGGUGUUAUAACCUGGAUCCACAUGUUCUGUAAUCUAAAGUCAUAUCAGUCCAUCCAACUUAGAACUCUGAAUCCAUAUCGAGCAAACUUGGUCUUUGGUGAAUAUCUGCUCAGUGGUUUAGUACCUUCAGUAAAAGAAGUCAAUGCUGAAGAACCAUUUUUUCCUGCUGUUCCAGUUCUUAAUGUCAAAUCUGAAUAUAAGGCACAACCAACAGUACUAUCAGCUGAAGCUAAGCUUGCAGCUGCUGAUAUUGAACGCCGAUUGCAUCUAGGUUCUAAAUUAUCUGGUUUGGUGAGAAAUAAGGAGGACGCACUUGCACUGUUUGACCUGUACAAAGAGGAAGGCUACAUUCUUACUGAGCAUGAGGGAAAAUUUUGUGUGGUGUUGAAAGAGAUCUCCUCUUCACAUGAUAUGCUGAAGUCAUUAUUUCAUGUCAAUUAUCUGUAUUGGUUGGAGAAGAAUGUUGGAAUUAAAUCACUUGGUGCAUCGGAUGAUUGUAGACCAGGGGGGAAGCUCCAGAUUUCGCUGGAGUAUGUCCAACGUGAAUUUAACCAUGUCAAAUGUGAUGGAGAGCUAGCUGGUUGGGUAACAGAAGGUCUAAUAGCAAGACCAGCACCUCAUAGGAUCCGACCAGGCUAUCUAUCCUCUGCUGUUAAAUGCUAACAUGGAACUAGAUUAUUUCCUGUCUUUAGUUAUCUUGACAAGUAGUGAAAAGUAAAUUUCUGGAGAUAUAGAUGACAACCUACAUAGUUUCCCUGUGGUCAAAACUUUCUAACAGUAAACUAAGUUUCGGCAUACAUGACCCUUGAGUAAUGGAAUUAAAGAAAUGGAAGUUCCAUUAGAAGAUUUAAGGGUGGUUGAACUUGUUAAACUAAUUCAGUCAUCUCUGACACUUUGAAGUUAACCCAUGGGACAUUGCUUGUUAUGUGGAAGAUUUAUGGUGCUGAUACAUGCAAGAUUUCGGCAACAUCUGCAUUUUCACUGAAGAGGCCAUUGGUUUAUUGCAGGCAGCAUCGCAGGAAGUUAAUAUUCCUCGUUAUGCUUGGGGUUUAUACUUGGCGCAAUUUUGAAUUAUUCGGAAAGUAUCCUAUCUAUGUAGAUCUUGUCCAUUGUAAAAUUUUCUAUAUGUUUAUGGUCUAGUGGCAGGGUUCACUCUCAAGGGAAGAUGUCAUAUAUUUACCCAUUCGAUACCAAGUGUUUGCGCUACCAA